Molecule: messenger RNA, 3611 nt
Organism: Cydia pomonella (codling moth)
Lineage: Eukaryota; Metazoa; Arthropoda; Insecta; Lepidoptera; Tortricidae
Product: neuronal synaptobrevin-like
Exons: 7
Coding region: 293-742 (149 amino acids)
Biological process (GO): vesicle fusion; vesicle-mediated transport
Cellular component (GO): SNARE complex; plasma membrane
Molecular function (GO): syntaxin binding; SNAP receptor activity
Source: RefSeq, a predicted model, not a curated record
CUUUUAUGGUAUUUUUAUUUAUUUUUCUAACUAAUCGUACCCUGUGCACUUACUGGCAGCAGGCAAUUAUAUCAUUAUUCUUUGUUUACAAUUUUUAAUGAUAAGUCGAAAUAAUGGAAAGCUCGUGGAACACUUGUGUACGCGAGUUCACUGCGGCCGGCUUCAGUCGUGGUUUGCGGCAACAGCGCGCGCCUGAAAGCCUCCGUUGAAAGCUCCCCACCUCCCGCCUAUACUUGCAUACAAAAAUCAUCGGGUCGGCGCAACAAAUACAAUCAUAAAGAAGACUUAAAACAUGGCUGCUCCAGAAGGACCCCCUGGCAUGCCGCCGACAGAGCCACAGACGGGCCCCGACGGGGAGAUCAUCGGCGGCCCGCGGAACAUGCAGCAGGUGGCCGCGCAACGUAGGCUUCAGCAGACGCAGGCGCAAGUUGACGAGGUGGUGGACAUUAUGAAAACCAACGUCGAAAAAGUUCUGGAAAGAGACGCGAAGUUAUCAGAACUAGAUGACAGAGCCGAUGCACUUCAGUACGGUGCGUCGCAGUUUGAACAACAGGCCAAGAGCUUAAAGAAUAAAUUCUGGCUUCAAAACCUAAAGAUGAUGAUAAUAAUGGGAGUGAUUGGAAUCGUCAUAAUAGGUCUGCUGUUUGUUCGAUACCGUGGCACCCCGUCUAUGACUGGCAUCCCAGCGGGUAUAUCGGGCAUAGCCAGCAAUAUCACUAUGUCAGCUAAUACUAUUCAUUGAAAAUACAUGUAAGUUUUUAUUCAUCGCAUCUGUUGGGUUCUACUUAAACCGUGAAGCUGUCUUCAAAACACAUGCUACGUUUAAACUAGGUACUUUAUAUUCUACUAUCUACUUAAUAAAUUAGGUAGCAUCUUUAGAAUCUAGAAUACCUACCAAUGGAACAAAAUUUAGGGUAAAGAAUAACCUUAUGAAAUUCGUAUUACUUAGUUACUAAAAAAAUCAACAUAAAAUAUUUAAAGUAUUAACAUGGCGUUAUCUAAAGCCAAACAACUUUGAAUGACUCUAAAGUACUAAGUUUUUAAGUACUCAUUGUAAAAUUGAAAUAUUUCUUAUUCGUUUAUUUGUUAUAGUGUACCUACGGGGAAACAAAAUUCUGCUAAUGUUUUAAUUUAUUUGCGUGCCUUGUUCUAGGAUACUAUAUACAAGUCCUAAAUAAGUGUAACAUUUAAGUUAUGAUUUGAGACCUCGCUGUGACGCUGCUUUAAUUUCGACUCUAAAUCGGCCUAUGAAUGCUCGAAAAAUUCAAAGAGAUACUUAUAUUAGUGAGCGAGUUCUUCCAAACGUAGUGGAACCUUUAUCGAUAUUAAUAUAGCAUUAUUAUUAUAACUCAUGUAAUGGAAACAGGAUUAUAGAAAUAAACACGCUAUUGGUUGUUAAUAAAACAAUUUAAAUGCAAUAACAUACGAAAUGUAAAAUCGUGACACCAAAGUUAGCCGAAAUAGAAAUAAAUGGAAUUGAAUUAUUAAGUGAUAGGUGUAUAGAAUUAAGAGAAAUCUUGUUUAAUAUUUAGUCUCAUAAUAUAACAAGUACCUACAAUGAUCUACUAUUUACCUAUCAACAUUGCAUAUCCGCUCUUUACUAAUACCAUUGACAAAUGUAGUCUAAAUCAGGGAUGUCACGCAUGUUGAAUUCUUCCCAUUCGCGAAUGCGAAUGCGAAUCCGAAUGUUAGGGAAUAUGUUGUUGUUAUUAUCAUUCCUAAUUAGAAUAAAAUCUGGUAGUACAUAAAACAUAAUUACCUUAGAACGGGAUGUUUUAAAGUGUUGAAAAAUGACCCGUAGGUAGUCAAAAUGCAUUAUUUGAAAACAGUCUGCGCGCACUGCCUAUACGUGAGUCGACGAGAUGGGACACGACCUGGGGGCCGAUUUUUGAAUUUCGAUCGCUCGAAUUCGUGUUCUCCUUUUAAUAAUAUCUCCACUACUAGGCAUUUAAAUUCUACUAAUAUAAUUGAAAACGAGUGGUAAAUUCCACUGGAUUCCCAAUUUCUAUCGCUCCUACGUCAAAAAGAUCAUUUGGCCGUUUUCUACAGAUUUUUGAGUGACAAAAUCGAGCGCCUGAAAUUCAAAAAUUGCCCCUCUGCGCACAUUCGCAUUCGCAAAAUAUUCGAUUGAUGCUUCAAAUGAAGCGAAGUUUCGUAUAUACGAAUGCGGAUAUUCGUGACAUCCCUAGUCUGAAUAUAAAGUAGCUGUGGGAAAGAGAUGUGGACCUGCCUCUAGAUUAUGGAGCCUCUUGAAGUCAAUUAUUUGCAAAUGUAUAUGUUACACAUUAUUAAGGCUGUAUAAUUAUUUGCUAGUAUCAAAUGUCAAUUAGAAAUUUACUUUUUCAAAGAAGUUCUACAUACAUACACAUCUACGGUACAUUCUUUAGCGAUAUCUAAUUUUAAAUGAUUUGGAUAAAAAUGGACUGUAUUUACAAUUUUUGUGUAAAUCGUAGGGGUAAUUUUAAAGUUUGCUUUCAUUUAUUCUUGUGCCUUCAAUUUUAUACGAACUAGAUGUUUCACCCUCCUGUGAGUUAGACGAUCUUAGAAUUCGAUUGUCAGUUAGUUUUGCAAUUAUCGUAGUACUUGGCGUAGUACUUUAAAUUAUUUUCGCUGCCUUGUUUCUGACCUCUCUGUCACGCUUGUAUUUGUGUCUUCUAUCAAAUAAAUAAAUCAAGUCGAAUGCUAUUGCAUGUGUUAAAGGCUGUAGAUUAGAAUUUACAUGAGUAAAAUUAAAAAAAUAAAUAUCAUCUCAUACAAAAAGCUACACUCCGUGACAUUUUUUGGGGACAAAAAAAAGACAACGAAAAUAAUUUUGACCCAGUUAGCUGUUUAUUUGCUUUGAAAUAUUGAAUUAUAAAUUUAGAUGAAAAUUGUAAGUAUAGAUUAAUAAUAUGGUGCCAUUGACAAUAUUAGUUCUUUUAUAAUAACUGUGGAAUGAAGCGUGUAUCUACUGUACCUAUAAAAUGGGACAUUUUAUGAUAUUCUACGACUUUUAACUUUUCGGUGUUGUGCAUAUCACAUAAAAAUAUAGAUAUUCAUUGAGUCUACUUUUAAAUGCACUUAUGUUUAACAGAUUAGUAUUAUUACAAUAGACUUUAUCAACUUCGUUUAAAUCCUUAAGAAUACAUGUCUAGUGAUAUUUAUACUACCUGUAAAGCUAAUGGAAAUCAAAUUUCUUACAAGCAGAAAGAUUCGAGGUGCCCCAAAACAAACGAGUAUCAUCAUUAAUUUGUAAAUAAUGAAAAACAUACUUAAAACUUUUUGACCUUCAAGUUGUUUUUCAUAAUAAAAAUCAUAUCAAUAAAUAAAUUCAAUGUUUUAUAGAGUUAUACCUAUUUAUAUUACAAAUUUUUAAUUCAACGAAUAGUAAUAAAAAAAACUUACAAUUUAAAUUUAUGAUGUUGUGAUUGUACAUAUUUAAUCUUGGACUUAUUUUUGGCCUGAAACACAACAUUUCCAAGGAUGAAAACAGUUCUUAUUUUUUUAAUAUCUGCAAAGCCAGGGCGUCGUUUGACGACAUUUUCAUAGGUGUUUAUUAUAUGUAACAGAAUACAAGAAGUAAACAGUUUUAGGUUAUACAAUAAUGUGAUUAAAAUGAUUACAUAAAUAAA